Molecule: messenger RNA, 918 nt
Organism: Trematosphaeria pertusa
Lineage: Eukaryota; Fungi; Ascomycota; Dothideomycetes; Pleosporales; Trematosphaeriaceae
Exons: 2
Coding region: 33-620 (195 amino acids)
Source: RefSeq, a predicted model, not a curated record
AACCGCUCAACCGCAUACCAAUUCCAGCGAUCAUGGCGGACGAGAGCUGCAUAUAUGCUAAGCUCACCCCGAGCAAUGUCGCCGCGAAGCUGGCUUUCAGUGCCGUCGCCGACAGCCUUCUUACCGCUCAACAGCCGUUAUAUCACAGAUCCUUCAUGGACAUUAGCUCUACCAAACAAUCCGACGCCGAAGUUGCAGCGUUUCUAUCUCGCAACCAAGAUGCUAGUCUAAGUGACACGCCAACAGAGCCGGACACGGAGACUGAACGCGAAUGGGAAAAGGAUGCGCGGCUGUCUAUCUGGACAGGCUCAUACAUCAUCGACUUGCGGAGCGAGCACGUCAAUUCGUCGGCUUCAUGGACGGCCGGUCGAGGACGAACUGGUGCGGUGCAGGACGUCCAGUUCCUCCUGUGUCCACGCAAGCAGAAAGCCCAGGUGCGAGGCAUCCACGCCCAUUUCACAGUCCAUCCAGACACUGGCUUUAUCCGUGUCCAGCAGAGACAGAUAAACGCCAGCACAUGCGUAAACGGUGAGGAAACCGAACGAGCUAUCCACAUCAACGGCGCAACAGCCAGAAUCGCGAUCGGAGAUCUUAUGUACAACUUUGCAUACGCAGGCUGAACAACACUCUGGACGCUACGUAUAUGCUCACGCCCACGCCUUCUACAAACAGACGAACCGUCGGGAAGUGGGCUUUCUCAACCGAAAUAGGUAUUGGUGCCUAGGGCAAGGUGUACGCUGCCACAAAUACCCAUGGGGAGACCGUCGCGCUCAAAAUCAUCAGCCGCACAAGGAAAGAUUGGGAAAUCGUGAACUAGCAAAUUGAAAGGCUACAGGAUCUGAGCAAAAUCAUCCAAGCUAAUAACCCUGGAAGAGUCUCCUUCCUCCAAGAGGCCCUAUAUGCCGAAGGAAAUAGCGC